CAGCUGAGACCACAACAGACACUACAAAAACAGAAAGUACCACCACAGGUACCACAACACCAGAAAGCACCACAACCGAUGGCACAACAGACACAACAACAUCAGAAAGUACCACUAGAGACACUACAACAACCGAAAGUACCACCACAAGUACCACAACACCAGAAACCACCACAACCGAGAGCACAACAGCCACUACAACAUCAGAAAGUACCACUACAGGUUGGAGAGUGA
Carassius carassius (crucian carp) is the source of this 234-nucleotide messenger RNA. Its product is annotated as protein FAM170B-like. The record is from RefSeq and is a predicted model, not a curated record. The annotation marks the transcript as partial. The transcript is spliced from 3 exons. Lineage: Eukaryota; Metazoa; Chordata; Actinopteri; Cypriniformes; Cyprinidae.